This is a messenger RNA of Adineta steineri, 957 nucleotides long. The record is from the annotation of a GenBank genome assembly. Lineage: Eukaryota; Metazoa; Rotifera; Eurotatoria; Adinetida; Adinetidae.
AUGUCAACAAAUAAUACAUAUGCGACAACGUUAUUAGCAGCUACACCAUAUCUUACGCUCAUCAUUGAUCUUAUUACUUUUGUCAUAGGAACGACAGGAUCUGUUUGUAACUUAAUUAUAUUUACUGCUCCACGAUUACGUCGAAAUGCUUGUGUAUUUUAUUUAUUAUGUGCUACUGUAUUUCAACUAAUAACAAUCAUUUUCAUUGUUCCAAUUCGUCUGGCUUCAAAUAAUUUUGGAAGUAAUCUCGAUAAUCAAUCGAUUAUCUAUUGUAAAAUACGUUAUUAUUUGGCCAUUACACUACCUGAAUCAGCGACAUAUUAUAUAUUAUUAUCCAUUAUGGAUCGAUGUUUAGCUACAUCAACAAAUGUUGGAAUACGAGCUUGGAGUAAUCUUAAAGUGGCAUAUCGUAUGUCAGUUGGUGUUCUUAUUUUUAUAUUUAUUGCAAAUAUACAAUUAAUAGUGUUUUUUACCAUAUAUAAUAAUAGUUGCCAAAUUAAACCAGAUAGCUUUGAGACUUUCUAUGGACCUAGCUAUAUAUUGAUUCUUGCUAUGAUUAUUCCAUAUACUCUCAUGUUGAUUUUAUCUCUGAAAACUUAUUUUCAAAUGAAAAAAAUAAAACAGCGAAUAGCUCCAGUUUCAAAUUCAUCAAAUCACACACAGACAAGUCGUUUCGAAUCUCAGAUUAUUAUGAUUAUUUUAUUACAAAUUAUUGUUACUUCAACGCUUCUAUUAAUACGUGUUGUUUCAUAUGCGUACACAAUUUUUACUAGUGAUAAUUUCAACAAGACAUUGACCGAACGUGCCAUUGAAAAUUUCAUCGUACAAUCCAGUUCUUCAUUAUAUUUUUUUAGUUUUGCUAUAUCUUUCUAUGUAUCAACUUUAACAAGCAAAUAUUUUCGGGAUAUAUUUAAAAAACGAAUCGGUCAUUUAUAUCGUCAUUGUCGUAAACAAUAA